Cryptomeria japonica (Japanese cedar) is the source of this 2197-nucleotide messenger RNA. RefSeq names its product T-complex protein 1 subunit eta. Lineage: Eukaryota; Viridiplantae; Streptophyta; Pinopsida; Cupressales; Cupressaceae. The coding region runs from base 201 to 1889 and encodes 562 amino acids. Gene Ontology annotation, molecular function: ATP hydrolysis activity; ATP-dependent protein folding chaperone; ATP binding. The record is from RefSeq and is a predicted model, not a curated record. Gene Ontology annotation, biological process: protein folding. Gene Ontology annotation, cellular component: chaperonin-containing T-complex. The transcript is spliced from 14 exons.
CCACCAAAUUGCCUUUUCUCUCUUUUUUCUUUUGCAAGCCCUAAACCCCAUAUUUUUCUUUUCUGCCUGAGUUCGACACCUUGUCCGUUGGGCUUGGACACGGAAUACACGUAUAAAUUCUUGUGAAAGCAAAUCAAUCCGGGAGGGUUUUAAUAUUUUUUGUUCAGAAAAACUCAAUCUACAGUCGUUGCGGUUCAUCCAUGGCGACCAUGCUGCAACCACAAAUAAUUUUGCUCAAGGAAGGAACGGAUACAUCUCAAGGUAAAGCCCAGCUGAUCAGCAACAUAAAUGCUUGCACGGCUGUUGUGGAUACGGUGCGGACGACGCUGGGGCCUCGCGGCAUGGACAAACUUAUUCACGAUGAUCGGGGCUCCAUCACCAUUUCUAAUGACGGGGCAACUAUUAUGAAGCUUCUUGACAUUGUUCACCCUGCUGCAAAAAUCCUUGUAGACAUUGCAAAAUCUCAGGAUUCAGAGGUUGGUGAUGGAACUACAACCGUUGUACUUCUGGCAGGAGAGUUCCUUAAAGAGGCAAAGCCUUUUAUAGAAGAGGGAGUACAUCCUCAAAGCCUUAUUCGGAGUUAUCGGACAGCAGCUUAUCUGGCUAUUAACAAAGUUAAAGAGUUUUCUAUCAGUAUAGAAGGAAAAAGUAUUGAGGAAAAGAAAGGCCUUCUGGAGAAAUGUGCUGCUACUACACUUUCAUCUAAACUCAUUGGAGGAGAAAAGGAAUUCUUCGCCAAGAUGGUUGUUGAUGCUGUAAUUUCAAUUGGUCAAGAAGAUCGAUUAAAUAUGAUAGGCAUUAAGAAGGUACAGGGAGGUAACAUGCGUGACUCAUUUUUAGUUAAAGGUGUUGCUUUUAAAAAGACAUUUUCAUAUGCUGGUUUUGAACAACAACCAAAGAAAUUUUUGCAUCCUAAACUUCUUCUAUUGAAUGUUGAGUUGGAGCUUAAAUCAGAAAAAGAAAACGCAGAAGUUAGGUUGUCAGAUCCAACAAAAUAUCAAUCAAUUGUAGAUGCAGAAUGGAAUAUUAUAUAUGAUAAAUUGGAUAAAUGUGUGAAAAGUGGGGCGAAAAUUAUAUUGUCUCGAUUGGCAAUUGGUGAUUUGGCAACUCAAUACUUUGCCGAUCGAGAUGUGUUCUGUGCUGGCCGUGUAACAGAGGAGGAUCUACAACGUGUUGUUGCUGCCACGGGGGGAUCAGUGCAAACUUCUGUGAACAAUAUUGUUCCCGAGGUGCUUGGAACCUGUGAACUUUUUGAAGAGAAGCAAGUGGGAAAUGAGAGAUUCAAUGUAUUCAGUGGGUGCCCAUCUGGCCUGACUGCAACUAUAGUUUUACGUGGUGGGGCAGAUCAGUUCAUUGAAGAAGCAGAAAGAAGCUUGCAUGAUGCCAUCAUGAUAGUUCGAAGAGCUUUGAAGAACUCAACUGUUGUAGCUGGUGGUGGUGCUAUUGAUAUGGAAAUCAGUAGAUAUUUGAGACAGCAUGCACGAACCAUAGCAGGGAAGUCGCAGCUAUUUAUCAACUCCUAUGCAAAAGCCCUUGAGGUUAUUCCACGUCAACUUUGUGACAAUGCUGGGUUUGAUGCGACAGACGUGCUAAAUAAGCUCAGACAGAAGCAUGCACUCCCUUCUGGUGAGGGUGCACCUUAUGGUGUGGAUAUAAAUACAGGUGGUAUAGCUGAUUCUCUUGCAAACUUUGUGUGGGAACCUGCAGUUGUAAAGGUAAAUGCGAUCAAUGCUGCCACAGAAGCUGCUUGUCUUAUUCUCAGUGUGGAUGAAACAAUUAAAAAUCCGAAGUCUGAAAGUGCUCAAGGUGAAGGAGCUGCAAAUGCAAUGGCUGGCCGAGGACGUGGUGGUGGUUUCCCAGGCCGAGGUCGGGGCAUGCGUAGGCGAUGAGAGCAGCAAUAGAUGAAUACCAUCUGAUUUGUGAUACAUUCAUUUCUAGUGAAGUUGAUCGAAGUCUCGAUUUUAUACCAUGCUGAAUGGAUGAAUGAUUUGCAUAUCAAUUGUGGGAUGCACUCAACGACAAAAUAGAACAGUAUUUAUCUUGAAAUUUUGUAUUGGGGUGGGUAUCAUUUUUUCUAGGAUGGCUUGUGUGUUGUUGAGAUUAUUUGCUUAUAUGCCUUUGUCAUUGUUACCAGAUUUAGAUGGAUUCUGUUUGUAAUCAUGAUGUCUUAUGCUUCCUUCAGGAUCAUUCUUUUUUA